AUGUGCUUCUGGAGAAAGCUUUCUGUAUUCUGGGUGCCAUUGUUCCUUCUACUCAGCCUGAUUCCCUUGACUGAGACAGAAAAACCCUCAACUCCAGACAGCAGCGGCACUUGGAGUCCAGGGCAACUGACGGAAAUUCUACAUGUUCUCUCUGCACAAGAGCCCACCCCCCUGAACCACUCGAGAAGCCUCAUCAGAACUCUGCUAGAGAAAACCGGGUGCCCACGGAGGACAGACGGAAGGCAAGGAGAUUGCAAUCUGUGCUUCGAUCCAGAUGCCCUGUUACUAAUAGCUGGAGGAGAUAUCGAGGAUCAGCUCAGAGAGGAAGUGGUCCAGAGAGUUUCUCUUCUCCUCCUCUAUUACAUCAUUCAUCAGGAAGAGAUCUGCUCUUCCAAGCUCAACAUGAGUAAUAAGGAGUAUACAUUUUACCUACACAGCCUUCUCAGCCUCAGGCAGGAUGAAGACUCCUAUUUCCUUUCACAGAAUGAGACGGAAGAUAUCCUGGCUUUCACCAGGCAGCACUUUGGCACUUCCAGAAGCCAGUGUAUGGAAACCAAAGUGCUGCAGAAAAAAUCUGGUGUCUCAAGCAGUGAUGGUGCCGAUGAAAAUACACUUCCUCAGUUGGCGGAGACAGUCAUUGCUUUGUCCCUCCAAGGUGUUUGUCUGGGACAAAGAAACUUGCCGUCCCCAGACUAUUUUACAGAAUAUAUUUUCAGUUCCUUGAAUAGUACAAAUACUCUCCAUCUAUCAGAACUAGACCAACUCCUCAACACUCUCUGGACUAAAAAUACCUGUAUCAGAAAAGAUAGAAUCCAUCAACUUCAAAGGAAACAAAACAACCUAACAAUCCAUGAUUGGGCCUACCCUAAUGGAUCUGUAUCCAAGGACCCAGAAUCAGAUGACCGUCUAAUUUCCUGGGAUCAGACUUGCUUCUCUGCUGGACAAUUGGUGGAGAUAUUUCUACAGAACAAGCUUUCAGCCAUUUCUAAGGAGGACUUUAAGCAAAUGAGUCCAGGAAUCAUCCAGCAAUUACUGAGCUGUUCUUGCCAGCUGCCCCAGGACCAACAAGCAAAGCUGGCACCCCCAACUCCGGAGAAAUACGGCUACAGCACCAUGGCAGUAACGCUGCUCACGCUGGGCUCCAUGCUCGGGACGACCCUGAUCCUUUUCCACUGCUGCGAGGAGAACUACAGGCUCAUUUUACAGCUGUUUGUGGGUCUGGCUGUUGGGACACUUUCUGGGGAUGCUCUCCUGCAUUUGAUCCCUCAGGUUCUUGGUUUACAUAAGCAGGAAGCCUCAGAGUUUGGACAUUUCCAUGAAAACAAGGGCCAUAUUUGGAAACUGUUGGGAUUAAUUGGAGGCAUCCAUGGAUUCUUCUUAAUAGAAAAAUGUUUUAUUCUUCUUGUAUCACCAAGUGCCGAGCAGGGCAUGUCACUGGUUAAUGGGCAUAUGGGACAUUCCCACCAUCUUGCAUUCAACACUGAAUUAAGUGACCAGUCAGGCAGAGGCAAGUCUGCUUCAACUAUCCAGUUGAAAGGCCCAGAAGAUGCACAGGCAGCUGAAAUUCCUAUAGGCAGUCUGAACGCCCCCAACAGAAAAUGCAAAACCAUUAGCUUGUUAGCAAUAAUGAUCCUGGUUGGGGACAGCCUGCAUAAUUUUGCAGAUGGUCUAGUCAUAGGAGCGGCCUUCUCAUCUUCAUCCGAGUCAGGAGUGACCACAACAAUUGCUAUCUUGUGUCAUGAAAUUCCCCACGAAAUGGGAGACUUUGCUGUGCUCUUAAGCUCUGGACUUCCUAUUAAGAUUGCCAUCCUGAUGAAUUUUAUAAGUGCUUUAACUGCCUUCAUAGGACUGUAUAUUGGCCUCUCGGUAUCCACGGAUCCAUGUAUUCAGAACUGGAUCUUAACAAUUACUGCUGGGAUGUUCUUAUAUUUGUCCUUGGUGGAAAUGCUUCCUGAAAUGACUCAUGUUCAAACACAGCGACCGUGGUUCAUGUUUCUCCUGCAGAACUUUGGACUGACCCUAGGUUGGCUUUCCCUCUUACUCUUGGCUAUAUAUGAACAAAAUAUUAAAAUAUAAGUUGAGUCUCAAAAUCCUUCAAAAAUCAAUUUCUAUGGCGUCAUUUUGUUUCUUUUGUUGUAUUCUAUAGUGAUUUAUAAAUUAAAUAUUUUUAUCUUAGGUGAAGUGUGUGUCUUUUAGUUCAUUAACUUACUGAUUUUAUAAUGCAAUUUUGUUUCUAUAGUGUAUAAAUGUCAGGUUGUACUUAAUUGAAUUUUUGUUGUUAGUUUCCAACACUGUGACGGAACUCACACCUUUUUAGUAACUCAUACGCUCUAAAUUAAUUCUAGUAAACUUUCAAAAAAUAUUUUUUCCCUAGUAAAGGAUGUUUGUUUGUAGUAUUUGAAGUGGACAGAUGUGUGUUGGGUUAAAAUCCGCUGUAACUUCUUUGAUGUCAAUAAUAUAUUUUUUGUGUGUAUGUGAGAUUAUAAACCAUAAGCAAACUAAACUACAAACAAAUGUAAUAAAGUCUUGUUUUAAUGUGA
Molecule: messenger RNA, 2540 nt
Organism: Balaenoptera ricei (Rice's whale)
Lineage: Eukaryota; Metazoa; Chordata; Mammalia; Artiodactyla; Balaenopteridae
Gene: SLC39A12
Product: solute carrier family 39 member 12
Exons: 12
Coding region: 1-2076 (691 amino acids)
Biological process (GO): zinc ion import across plasma membrane; intracellular zinc ion homeostasis
Cellular component (GO): membrane
Molecular function (GO): zinc ion transmembrane transporter activity
Source: RefSeq, a predicted model, not a curated record